This is a messenger RNA of Gallus gallus (chicken), 949 nucleotides long. RefSeq names its product serine/arginine repetitive matrix protein 3-like. NCBI's taxonomy places the organism in Eukaryota, Metazoa, Chordata, Aves, Galliformes, Phasianidae. The transcript has 3 exons. The record is from RefSeq and is a predicted model, not a curated record. The coding region runs from base 410 to 949 and encodes 179 amino acids.
AGUGGCGCGGAGCGGUGCGCGGCUGUCGGUACGCGCUCGCGUCCCCUUCUUGGGAGCCUUUCCUCGUUUCCCCUUCUUGGGAGCCUUUAACGGCGUUGGGCGGAAAGGCGCCCUGCUCUGAGCAGCGCUUCCGAAGGGCCGUCCCUUCAGUGCCGGUGCCGGUGCCGGUGCCGGGCAGACGCGGCAGCGCAGCGCAGCGCAGCGCUUCGGCGCUCCUUUCGUGCCGUCUCCCGGCCAACCUCCGCAGCGGCAGCACGAAGCCGCGGGGCGAUCUGCCCAAAGCGGCGGCUCCGCGCACUGCUGCGGUGCGGUCACCCCGCGGGGCACCGAGCGGCUCCUUCCCGCGCUGCCCUGCCGUGCCUGCAGGCCCCGAGCGUUGCUGUUCUCCGCCUCAGGGGCUCCCGAGCUCAUGCAGCCUGCCGUGCUGCUACGGGGCACUCCCGGGCGCAGUGGCGAGCUUUGGCACCGCUCGUUCGUGCUGCCUCAGGAACGGAUCCUGCUGCUCAGCAACACCUCUUUGGCGAAAAAAUACCCGCUGAGAGAGGAGCGAGGAAUCACGCUUACGAAACACUUGGCUUUUAUUGGGUCGCCCACCACAGGCUGGGUGCAGCUCCGCCUCAGUCCCGCUGACGUUCCUUUCACGUGUCCUUGGCUUGCAAACAGGCGGCACGAGGACGAGGAGGAGCAGCAGCAGCAGCAGCAGGACGACGACGAGGACGAGGACGACGACGACGACGACGAGGACGAGGAGGAGCGCAGCCUGCGGACGGCCCUCCAGGAGCUGCGGGUGGACGCGGCGCGGUGUGAGAGGACUGCAGGAGGACCGGCCGGUCUCUCACGGCACGGACGUUCCAGGGUCUCCUGUCCUCAGAACACGGCACAGAGGACAGACACAGUCCUCACUUUGAGGCCAGCCAUGGCAGAAGAGCCACAGCUGAACCUCUGCUGA